Messenger RNA from Aspergillus terreus NIH2624, 1371 nucleotides. RefSeq names its product beta-xylosidase. The record is from RefSeq and is a predicted model, not a curated record. The transcript is spliced from 2 exons. Gene Ontology annotation, biological process: carbohydrate metabolic process. Gene Ontology annotation, molecular function: hydrolase activity, hydrolyzing O-glycosyl compounds. Lineage: Eukaryota; Fungi; Ascomycota; Eurotiomycetes; Eurotiales; Aspergillaceae. The coding region runs from base 1 to 1371 and encodes 456 amino acids.
AUGGCUUCGAUGGCAAUGUGGGGAUCAGACCCUGACUACCGCACCUGGCCGCGAGUCUUCUGGCGGUCUUCUCCCGACUUAAAGUCCUGGUCAGACGUCGUAUGGGGCGAACCGUACGGCAUCGACCCCCAUCUCUUCCGUGACCCAGCAUCCGGAAAGGACUACCUGACCAUGAUGGGCCUGCAAAACGGAUAUAACCAGCUCUGGGGUAUCAGCCAAUGCGAGGUCAACCUGAAGACCGGCUGGUGUGUCGGUCCGUUUCGCAAUAUCUGGAAUGGCACGUUGCCCCUAACCGCGAAAGGACGACCAGAAGGCCCGAAACUAUUCUUCAAGGACGAGUACUACUACCUCUUGAUCGCGGAGGGGGGCACAGGCGCCUCUCAUAGAGCGACCAUCGCGCGAUCAAAGUCCCCCGAAGGCCCGUGGGAGUCCUCCCCAACUAACCCGCUGAUCUUCAACGGUGCGAAUCUCAACUUGACCAUCGGUUCGACGGGCCAUGCCACGUUUGCGGACACGCCCGAUGGACGCUGGUUUGCGACGCUGCUGGCGCGACGCAACAUUGGCGACUGGUCCCUGGGCCGGGAAACGUUCUUUGUCCCUGUCACCUGGAAGGAUGGCUGGCCGACCAUGAACGGCGGGGAGGUCUUGAUGCCCAGCCAGAGUUUCGAUUACGCCCCAGAUCAGAAGUGGCCUCCGAAACCGUUUGAAGACCACUUUACCGGCCCGCAGCUGGGAAAGAGCUGGUAUCAGCUGAGAUCGCCAUACACUCAAAACUAUCGCGUUGGUAAAACGCGCACAGGCGGGACAGGCGUCAUUUUUAUGCCGAAUGUCUUCACCCUGAGUGACCGCGACUCGCCUGCUGCAAUCCUGCGCAAGCAGACGUCGUUGAACAUGACGUUUUCUGCCACGCUGCUUCCGACGGACAGACGACUGGGGAAGCACCAGUCAAUCGGGGCUGCGGUGUACAGCAGUGGCGAGGCACAUGUUGACUUUGGUCUGAGAGGUUGCGCGAACUCGACCGGCAUGUGCUUAUUUAUUGACCAGACUGUGGAUUCGCCGGGACCGGGGACGCCUCCUGUGACAACGGAGCAGCCGCUGGAGCUUGCUUCCAUACCACGCAACUUCACACUACAUAUCCGGGCGAAAUUCGACACGUAUAGACUGGGCUAUUCUACCAAGACGGGCAAUGACAUAACAUGGUGCCUGGACUUCUCCAGCAGUCUGGUACCGACAAACUUUGAUGGCAUGAUGUUUGCGCUUUUUGCAAGUGGAAACAUGCUUCCAUGGCCGUAUGAUGCCCCCGAGGUUGGAUUUAGCCAUGUGAAGGAAGUGUAUUACGAGGAGCAUUGGGAGGAUUAUCGGACCAGAUAA